AUGCACGGGGCUGCAGUGGGUGCCGCUCAGCCGUCUGCCGCUACCGCCGCUUCCGCCUCGGUGUCCGCGCUAUCAGCAGGCGGACUGGCCGCCGCGGAAUCCGCUGGCGCUGCGAACGUCUCGAUUGCAGCAUCAGCAGCGGGAGCCGCGGUAUCAGCGUCGGCUGCGCACGGCGGCGCGACGGUGACGGCCGGCGGCGCAGGCGGAGCGUCGGAGGGAUCCGGCGACAGCGCGGCGGUCGCGGCGUUUCUCGCGGGGCUGAUGCCGAAAGAGGAGAUUGGCGCGCAGCGGUUCCUGCAGUCGCACCCUCAUGCUGAUGGACGAGGGGUGAUCGUGGCUAUAUUCGACUCGGGAGUGGAUCCGGGAGCCUCGGGCCUGCAGGUGACGACCGAUGGCAAGCCCAAGGUCAUAGAUGUCGUUGACUGCACGGGGAGUGGGGACGUGGACAUGAGCACAGUCGUCAAGGCAGACAAAGAUGGCUACAUCACAGGAGCGUCAGGUGCACGGCUGCAGGUGAACAGUGCGUGGAGCAACCCGACAGGGGAGUGGCGCGUGGGCGUGAAGCCUCUGUAUCAUGUUCUCAAUGAAACCGUGCUGGACCGAGUCAAGAAGGAGCGUCGUAAGAAGUGGGACGCGAGGCAGCAGGCGUUGGUCACGCAGGCUCUCCGCCAGCUGGCCGAGUUUGAAUCGAAGCCAUCCAAGGGCAAGGACGAAGCAGGCAAGAAGGAGAAGGAGGAGCUACAGGCGCGAUUGGAUCUGCUGCAAUCCAUGCAGGACUCAUACGAGGACAUGGGGCCGCUGAUAGACGCAGUGGUGUGGCAUGAUGGCACCACGUGGCGGGCAGCUCUCGAUACCACUGACCUCUAUGUUCACAUCGCCCACGCUGCUGAUGUUGCGCCUGGUGCUGCUGCUGCUGCUGCUGCCGCUGCUGCUGCUGGUGCGGCUGGUGGUGGUGGAGUAGGGGCGUCUGGGAAGGAGGAAGGGGAGGCGAAGCCUGCUGUUGUGCCUGGGCGCUUGGCGGAUUUCAUCCCUAUGACCAACUAUAGGCUCGAGCGGCAGCAUGCAACGUUCAGCCCGAUGGACGCGUGUGGGUUUGCAGUGAACAUAUACGACGAGGGCGCGGUGCUCUCUAUAGUCACGGAAGCCAGUGCUCAUGGCACCCACGUGGCAGGCAUCGUGGCCGCUUGCCACCCUGAGGCGCCAGAGUUGAACGGCAUAGCGCCGGGAGCGCAGCUGGUGUCGUGCAAGGUGGGAGACACGCGCCUGGGGUCCAUGGAGACGCCUCAGGGGCUCAUCCGCGCACUCAUCGUCGCGCAGCAGAACAAGUGCGAUGUGAUCAACAUGAGCUAUGGCGAGCCGGUCGCUGUGCCCAACUAUGGCCGCUUCAUUGAUAUCGCCAACCAGAUAGUGCACAAGUACGGCAUCACGUUUGUGAGCAGCGCAGGCAACGACGGGCCGGCGCUGUCAACAGUGACAGCACCGGGAGGCACGACGUCGUCCAUCAUGGGCAUCGGCGCGUUUGUGUCGCCGUCCCUCGCUGCCUCCUCCCACCUCACCCUCGACUCCCUGCCUGACGGCCAGCAGUACACCUGGUCGAGCAGAGGCCCGACCCCAGACGGGCAUGAGGGCGUGAGUGUGAGUGCGCCAGGGGGAGCCAUGGCGCCAGUGCCCACGGCGCAUCUGCAGUCGCGCAUGCUCAUGGCUGGCACCUCCAUGGCCUCGCCCAACGCUGCCGGGGGCGUGGCUCUCCUCAUCUCCGCCCUCAAGCAAGACAUGGGCGUGGCGAAGCCAGGGCCGCAUGCCAUACGGCGCGCACUGGAGGUGACAGCACAGGAUCUGGCGGGGGAGAACCAAGCCCUGGCGCUCACCCACGGCAGAGGGCUCGUGCAGAUCGACAGGGCAUUCGAGUACCUGUGUCGGUACCCAGCCUCUUCCCUCGAGCUCACAUCAGACAUCCGCUACUCAGUGCUCGUCAAAGCAGCGUCAGGAGCGGGGGGUUCUCGUCGAGGAAUCUACAUCAGAGAGCCAGGGGAAGCCGCUGCUCCUUCAGAGUGGCAAGUAUUCGUGGAUCCCUGGUUCCAUGAGGAUGCAGACAACCUGACCGUGAAGGCACUCUUUGAGUGCACACUCAAGCUCGUGCCCACCGCUGACUGGGUCAAGGCACCUGACCUGCUUCUUCUCCCCAACAACGGCCGCAACUUCUAUGUGCGGGUGGACCCUUCCUCGCUCCCACCCGGCCUGCACUACGCGGAGCUGCGUGCCAUAGACACGGCCAACGAGUGGCAGGGGGCGCUCUUCCGCGUGCCCAUCACGGUCGUUAAGCCCCUCGUGCUGCCCAACCCUGCUCUACCCCACCGCUUCCCUUUCGGCAUGCUGCAACCAGGGGACGUGCAUCGCACGUUCAUCACAGUCCCCCAUGGGUCCGCGUGGGCGGAAAUCCACCUACACCUCUCCGCCUUCACCGUUCCUCUCACCGUCGUCAUUCACACGCUGCAGCUGCUCCCAGCCCGCCGCCCCACGUACCGGCGCACGCGGGCCUUCUACCAGUUCACAGCGCCCUCCUCCAAGUCCCUCUCGAUCCUCGUGGAAGGAGGGGGCACGCUGGAGGUUGCGGUGGGCUUGAACUGCUGCCAGGUGGACUUUCAUGGGUUGACGCCAGUGCAUGGCGAUGUGACCAUCAACGGGGGCUCCAACGUGCAACGCAUUGACAUCACGUCGGCUCCCUUCCGCAUGGAGCGAUUCACCCCCACUGUCUCCCUCAACAGAGUGCGGGCGGCUUAUCGCCCAUCAGAGGCGAAAGUGGAGCCACUCUCGUCCACCAGAGACAUGCUUCCGGAUGGCAGGCAGAUACAGGCACUCAAUAUCACCUACAAGUUUUCUAUAUCAGAAUCGGGCCGCUACACCCCUCGUCUCCCCCUCCUGAACCAGCGACUGUACGACAGCGAGGUGGAGGGGCAGUUCUUCCAGCUGUUCGACUCGCACCGGCGCCUGCUGGCCUGCGAGGACGCCUACCCCAAGCCCGUGAAGCUGGGCAAGGGCGAGUUCACGGUGAAGCUGCAGAUCCGCGGCGACCAGGUGGGGCGGCUGGAGAAGCUCAAGACCAUGCCGCUGCUGCUGGAUAGGACGCUGGACGACAAGGACGCGACACCUGGCACGCUGCUACUGGGCCGCAUGACUCUCGCCAAGACCGGGGGCCUGUUUGUCAACACGGACGCCAAUGCUGCUGCGCCGUGCCGCGUGCAUGUCACCUACGUGGUUCCGCCUCCCAACAAGCUGCAGGACGCCAAGGUGAAGGUGCUGGCAGUGGCGGCAGCAGAGGAGGAUGCAAUCCUGCACUCCCAUCAAUCCGCAACUCCUGAAACUUUACCCUCUAUUUCCGAUCCAUCCGUGGUGGAGGCAGCGGUUGCAGUGGUGUGGCCAGCAUUGUCCGCACCAACUCCAACCCCCCCCCUCUCCCGCCUCCCUCUCUUGCCCUCCUCCCUCCCCCACCCUCGCCUUUCCCCGUGUCAGGUGGUGGAAGCAGCAGACGCAGUGGUGGCCAGCAUUGAUCGCACGGCUCUGGCUGUUUUCCUGGCCAUGAAGUGCGAGCCCGAGGGACCAAACGCACAGGCGGAGAAGAAGGAGAAGGAGGCACAGAGGGACGCUCUGGUAGAGGCGCUGCACAAGAAGGCGCUUGCUCUCGGUGACCUGCAGUCGCCCUUCUCUGCCGCUCCCUCUGCUCCAUCAUCAGAGUCACCAGCAGCAGCUGGCGCUCCAGAAACCGCCACUCUUGCCGUCACCGAAGCAGCACCGGCAGCACCAUCGCCCGCUGAUGCUCCUUCAGCUGCUGCUCCAGCCGCUCUUGAUCCUGGAGCUGGAGGUGGUGGUAAUGGUGGCGAUGCAUUUGAGGAGACAUAUGCGGAGCUGCGCAAGUGGGCAGAUGUGUCCCAGUCCAAGUAUGGCAUGCUGGGGAUCAUGAGGGAACGACGUGCCAACCGCCCUGCACUCGCACUCAAGAUUCUCAACAAGGUGUUGGAGGAUGAUCCGAAGCAGGCGGACAAGAAGAUGCAUGAGCUCAAGGUGACCCUCCUGCAGCAGCUGCAAUGGCCGCUGUGGGCCGUGCAUGAGAAGCGCUGGAACACUGCGCGCUUUCCCGCUCACUGGGCUCCCUUCUGA
Messenger RNA from Closterium sp. Yama58-4, 4155 nucleotides. Lineage: Eukaryota; Viridiplantae; Streptophyta; Zygnematophyceae; Desmidiales; Closteriaceae. The record is from the annotation of a GenBank genome assembly.